AUGUGCUCGAAUCCCUUAUCCUUAGAGAUUAAAGAAAGAGAUUCAAAAGCAGCAGUAUUCAAAGUUUCUAGACAUAUUCAGGAGUUGCAGAUCAACAUUCCUUUUGCUGAAGCUUUAGAGAACAUGCCCAACUAUGCAAGGUUCAUGAAGGAUCAAUUAUCAAGGAAGCGUAAGUUGCGGGAAUGUGAGACGGUAAACCUAACAGAAGAAUGUAAUGCUAUCAUCCCAAAGAAGUUACCUACCAAAGUCAAGGAUCCAGGGAGCUUCAACAUUCCAUGCACUAUAGGCAAAGUGGAAGUGGACAACGUUUUAUGUGAUCUUGGAGCUAGCAUCAAUGUCAUGCCACUCUCCAUGAUCAAGAAGUUGGGGAUUACUGAAGUGAAGCCCACAAGGAUGAUAGUGCAACUGGCUGACCGCUCUUCAAAGCAAGCUUAUGGCAUUAUUGAGGAUAUACUGGUAAAGGUAGAGAAAUUCAUCAUCCCUGUUGAUUUUGUCAUCCUUGAUAUAGUGGAAGAUGCCACAAUUCAAAUGAUCUUCGGAAGACCCUUCUUAGCAACUUUAGGAGCACCGAUUGAUGUACUUAAAGGUAAGUUGAUCUUACGGGUAGAUGGAGAACAAGCAAUAUUCAAGUUCUUUGACAAAGAAGUUUCCCCACCUAUAGCUCAACUGAAAGAUCAAGUCUUCUAUAUUGGUGAAAGGAAAGGUGAAGAAGAGCACAAUGAUGAGUCUUCUCAAGAAAGCAAGCCAAAGGUUAAGAUGGAGAAACCUGGUAGCAAAGGAAAGCAUGUAAAAGUCAAGUUCAAAAUUCUUGAGACUACUUUACCUCUCCUAUAA
This is a messenger RNA of Gastrolobium bilobum, 834 nucleotides long. RefSeq lists its product as uncharacterized. Lineage: Eukaryota; Viridiplantae; Streptophyta; Magnoliopsida; Fabales; Fabaceae. Bases 1 to 834 code for a protein of 277 amino acids. The transcript has a single exon. The record is from RefSeq and is a predicted model, not a curated record.